GUACUCAAUGGCAAACGAAGAUAUUGCCGUUACGAAGUUCCGCGAAUAUUUACGAGUGAAGACAGAACACCCGACUCCUGACUAUGUCGGUUGUCAGCGAUAUCUUUUCAAUCUCGCCGAUGAACUUGGAAUUGCGAGACGGGCUGUUGAGGCAUGCUCAUUUCCAUCGAAGUUCAAUGCUAUACCUGGAAAACCAUUCAUUAUCAUGACGAUUCCUGGAUCGCAACCAGAAUUGAAAUCAGUUGUUCUGUACUCGCACACUGACGUUGUACCGGCCGUCAAGGACCAAUGGAAGUAUGAUCCGUAUUCUGCGCAUAAGGAUGAGCAUGGUAAUAUUUACGGUCGAGGGGCGCAAGACAUGAAAUCGGUUGGCUCGCAGUAUUUCGAGGCGAUCAGAAGGCAUUUUCAGCGCGGAAAGAAACAGUGGCCAAGGACCAUACAUAUUGUUUGGGCUCCAGACGAAGAAUUAGGAGGGGUGGAUGGAAUGCAAAAAUUCGUGAAGAUGGAAGAGUUUCGUGAUCUCAAGUUAGGUUUCAUGCUUGACGAAGGGUUGGCAUCCGAGACCUCCUCGUUCAAACAAUCCUUCAUCAACAGCGCGUUGUCGUUUCGAGAGGAGCAACGUCUUCUGCUAAAAAAUGACUCCACGAAACGUUUAGGAGAUGUGAUCACACUGAAUAUUACGAAGGUUGAGGGUGGUGUGCAAGUGAACGUGGUACCGGAUAGUUUCACGAUAUUGCUCGACGUACGUACACCGCCAACGGCCGACCUCAAUGAGAUGGAAAAACGCAUUGCAAGUUGGUGUACAAAAGCCGGUGCUGGCGUUACCUACGAAUUUAUUCGGAAGAGCGAAAUCACUGCUGUAACGCCAACGACAAGUGAUGAUCCCUUCUGGUCAGCUUUUGAGAAGUCGCUCAAGGAAGAGAAAUGCAGUUUCGACAAGGAGAUCUUCCCUGGUUCCACGGAUUCACGAUUUGUGCGAGAGGUACAUAAACUUUGUUUUAUUGGUCUUGUUGACCGUAUCUCGAAUUGUCGACUGUUUUUAUAUGGUUUUAAUAUGCAUUUAUUUAUAUUCAUAUGGCUGCUAUCCUAA
Molecule: messenger RNA, 1090 nt
Organism: Haemonchus placei
Lineage: Eukaryota; Metazoa; Nematoda; Chromadorea; Rhabditida; Trichostrongylidae
Source: the annotation of a GenBank genome assembly